UGUAGGACCAGGGACUUGGAGAGCACAUGGACAUGGAUUCGGGUCCUACGAAUUUAUUUGAUGAAGUGGACAAGAAUGACUUCAAAACUGACUUCGGACCUGAAUUUGCAAAAAAUAAGCACCAGCCUAACCGAGGUUUUUGAUGUACCAAAUAUUCCUCUCUGCCUGUGGGAUCAAACAUUUCUUGCAGCGCUGCUGUUCUGGUGGUAGAACCAUAAACACACAAAACAAAAAUCUACCAUCCUGAUACUGAGACGUUAAAAGUGAAGAGGCACUUCCUGGAUGGCAGCCACUUGCGAUUUCAAUGCAACAAAUAUUGUGAUUUUCUCUCCGAUGCCUGGAGAUUCUUUGACAUGUGAGCACAAUACAAAUCCUUCCUUGGAACAAGGCACCACAAGAGAUGAGAAGCCAAUCAGAAAAGAAAAGCAGAAGGAGCUGAUCUUCCCAUGCACUUACGAGCACCCUCGACACCUUCAAUAUGCCACUCACUUUCCCAUUCCCCAGAAUAUCUCAAAACGGAGGUUUCGCGUCAAGAUGUCUCAGAAAAUUGAGCUUGCUGCAAAUGCUGCUAGACCAAUGUGUGCAAGAAUUAUCGGUAGUGAUCAUAGAUUAGGUAGAAAUGGCCCAGAACACAGGGUAAAUGGUAGUUAGUCUGUUUUUGCUGGAAUUAAUGGGACU
Molecule: messenger RNA, 678 nt
Organism: Rhincodon typus (whale shark)
Lineage: Eukaryota; Metazoa; Chordata; Chondrichthyes; Orectolobiformes; Rhincodontidae
Product: mediator of RNA polymerase II transcription subunit 12-like
Exons: 4
Coding region: 283-651 (122 amino acids)
Source: RefSeq, a predicted model, not a curated record